Messenger RNA from Prunus armeniaca (apricot), 591 nucleotides. The record is from the annotation of a GenBank genome assembly. NCBI's taxonomy places the organism in Eukaryota, Viridiplantae, Streptophyta, Magnoliopsida, Rosales, Rosaceae.
AUGAAUAUCAUGAAGUGGGAGAAAGCUGACUGGGAUCCGAAGGGAUCCUGGGCCGCACGGGUGUGCUUUGAGUGGCGAAAUUUGUGUUUCGCUUCCGCCGCGCCGCGCCGCUCGGAAAAAAAAAGAAAAAAGAGACGGAGCGAGAACAGGGCAAAAUCAGAGCGAGCGAGAUCAGAGCGAGGGAGACAAGAGCGUGAGACCAAAACUCAAGAACAGAGCAAGCGAGAUCAGAGCGAGCUAGGGUUUCAAAGACAGAGAUGGAAAAUUGGGGAAAAUCGGAGAGCAAAGGAGCGGCUCUUACUUUUCAUACAGUUUGACCUAGCAGCAGAAUCUCGAGAAGUCAGUUCUUCGGCAAUUAAAAUGGGUUGGGCAAAAUUUGAUUGGAGUCUUACAGAAAAGAGCAAGCUUGAUGCUCAUCAACCAGAGCUUUUCAUAGGAUUGUCCUUGACAAGGCAUGCAUUUGCAGAAAGUUACAUGCAACUGACGUUGUUCAGUGCUGCAAGGAAGAGAUCAUCAGAAUUUGAGUUUGAAGAGUCUGAUCCAGAGGUUCCACCAGAAGGGCAGAAGCUUGCAGUAAGUCAAUUGUGGUGA